Chionomys nivalis (European snow vole) is the source of this 957-nucleotide messenger RNA. RefSeq names its product heterogeneous nuclear ribonucleoprotein A1-like. The coding region runs from base 1 to 957 and encodes 318 amino acids. The record is from RefSeq and is a predicted model, not a curated record. The transcript has a single exon. NCBI's taxonomy places the organism in Eukaryota, Metazoa, Chordata, Mammalia, Rodentia, Cricetidae. Gene Ontology annotation, molecular function: RNA binding.
AUGUCUAAGUCAGAGUCUUCUAAGGACCCGGAACAGCUGCGGAAGCUCUUCAUUGGAGGGCUGAGCUUCGAAACAACCGACGAGAGUCUGAGGAGCCAUUUUGAGCAAUGGGGAACACUCACGGACUGCGUGGUCAUGAGAGAUCCAAACACCAAGCGACCCAGGGGCUUUGGGUUUGUUACGUACGCCACUGUGGAGGAAGUGGAAGCCGCUAUGAAUGCAAGGCCCCAUAAGGUGGAUGGAAGAGUUGUGGAACCUAAGAGAGCUGUGUCAAGAGAGGAUUCUCAGAGACCAGGUGCCCACUUAACCGUGAAAAAGAUCUUUGUUGGUGGAAUUAAAGAAGACACGGAAGAGCAUCACCUGAGAGAUUAUUUCAAGCAGUAUGGGAAAAUUGAAGUGAUUGAAGUCAUGACUGACAGAGGCAGUGGGAAAAAGAGAGGUUUUGCUUUUGUCACCUUUGAUGACCAUGACUGUGUGGACAAGAUUGUUAUUCAGAAAUACCAUACUGUGAACGGGCACAACUGUGAAGUAAGAAAAGCCCUAUCCAAGCAAGAGAUGGCUAGUGCUUCGUCCAGCCAAAGAGGUCGACGUGGUUCUGGAAACUUUGGUGGUGGUCGUGGAGGUGGUUUUGGCGGCAAUGACAAUUUUGGUCGUGGGGGAAACUUCAGUGGUCGUGGUGGCUUCGGUGGCAGCCGUGGUGGUAGUGGAUAUGGUGGCAGUGGGGCUGGCUAUAAUGGAUUCGGUAAUGAUGGAAGCAGUUUCGGAGGUGGUGGAAGCUACAAUGAUUUUGGCAAUUACAACAAUCAGUCUUCAAAUUUUGGAACAAUAAAAGUAGGAAACUUUGGAGGCGGAAGCUGUGGCCCUUGUGGUGACAGAGGCCAGUACUUUGCUAAACCACGAAAUCAAGGUGGCUAUGGUGGUUCCAGCAGCAGCUAUGGCAAUGGCAGGAGGUUCUAA